AUGAUUCAAAGCGCAGAAGAAGCGCAUGGACAACCGGAUUCUAAGUCUGAAGAGGAGGAAGUACCCAUUACGUAUUUGCCACUACAAGCAUCGGACCCAAUUGCUCACCAGAACAAUAUUCCCACGAAAGCUGACAUACCUAUUACUGCAGUGGUCCCAACUGCCCCCCGGAACAAUGUUCCCACAGGAAACUGUGUUCCCAUAAACCAGUGCUUAAUCCGGAAAAAUCGAAGUGUGUGCCAAAACAAUCAAGUCUGCUGUGACGUUAUCAAAGAGAAUCCUAAUAGCUUAGUAGAAACGCAUGGGCAACCAGGUCCUGACCCUACAUCAUCAUCCUCGGAAGACGAGGGAGUAUCCAUUACCUAUACGCCACCCAAAGCAUCGGACGAAAUUCCCUUAAAAGCUGGCAUACCCAUUACGUAUUUUCCACGCAAAGUAUCGGUCCCAACUCCCCAACACAAUACUUCCAAAGAAGCUGGCAUACCCAUUACGUAUUGGCCAACCAAAGCAAGCACCCAAAACGAUGUUUCAAUGGAAGCAUUGCCUAAAACAAAUGAUGAUGGAGACGAUAAGCAGCCAAAGCCUGGUCCAUUUCCCUGGGUGGUAGCCAUCAUUUACAAAGGAGUUUACUUGGCGGGCGGAUCCCUUAUUCACCCAAAAGUGGUCCUAACAGCAGCUCACAUCACACUGAGCAUGGUCGCUAACGAAACUGUGGUUAGGGCCGGCGAGUUUGACAUGAACUCCACAAAUGAACCCUUUCAGCAUGAGGAGCGCAAUGUGGAGAGGAUUGUGAGACAUGAAGGAUUCGUUUAUGGGACAGGUGCCAAUAACUUGGCGCUUAUUUUCGUAAAAACGAUGUUCGGGUUAAAGGACCACAUUGGAAUUAUAGCGCUGCCAAACCCACAAACGUCGUUCGAGGGACGUCGCUGCACGGUAGUCGGUUGGGAAAAGGAGAGCUCCCAGGAACGACACUUUGGGGGAAUCAUGAGGCAAGUUGAGUUACCCAUGGUGGACAGGGCGACAUGUGAGGAUCAGUUAAAAAAAGCCAACAUGGGUAGAGACUUUCAACUUGCUCAGAGCCUGAUUUGCGCUGGAGGUGAACGGGACCGGGAUAUCUGCUUUGGCAGUGGAGGUUCUGGAUUGUUCUGCCCCCUCGGAGGAGAGAAUCCACAUGCCUACGUACAGGCUGGGAUCGUAGUCUGGGGCAUCGAUUGUGGGUCAAAGGACAUCCCAGGAACAUAUACAAAUGUGGCAAUGUUCAGAAGUUGGGUUGAUCAAAUGCUGAUAUACUGGAUAUGA
Messenger RNA from Drosophila teissieri, 1299 nucleotides. Its product is annotated as phenoloxidase-activating factor 2-like. Gene Ontology annotation, molecular function: serine-type endopeptidase activity. Bases 1 to 1299 code for a protein of 432 amino acids. The record is from RefSeq and is a predicted model, not a curated record. Gene Ontology annotation, biological process: proteolysis. Lineage: Eukaryota; Metazoa; Arthropoda; Insecta; Diptera; Drosophilidae. The transcript has 3 exons.